AAUUAUAAAAACAUACAAUAAAUUCAAUGUUUUCACCACAGAUACAAAAAAACAACAACAAUGUAGCCAUUAAUCUACUGUCAGUUUAAGGAAGCAAAGUAAAGAAAACCAGUCACAGCUCCCAGAGAUCUUAGACACUCAAACCUUCAUCUAUCUGCUCUGCUAAUCGUUUAUAUCUGUAUCAUCUGUUGCUCACAGAUCAUUUUCCUCUCAAGCGGAGAAGUAUUCUCCCGCUGAACUCAUGCUGCUCAGAAUACGAAUGCUGCUUACAUUAGAUUCUAAAAAUCAAUAGGAUCCUUUCCCAAUCUGUAUUAAUUCCUCUCUCAGAUUGUCUCUCAAGCUUUGAAGCUCUGCUUUUACUGCAGAAUGAAGAGGAUGUCGAAGGAGAAAGGACGUGAGGGGAAUCUGAGGGCAUUUACACUUUGAGAUCAAGUCAUGGGUGAAAUGUGUGGUGCUAGUUUGGACAAAAGAAAUUCAGACUUUUAAAUGCCCACUGCUGCACUGAGCUUUGAAGUGCCGCACUGAGAGGGAACCACUAAUUUUGGCUUUCUGGUUGGUCGUGAUUCAUUUUCUCAAUGGACUGUGUGCCAUUUAAACACCUGGAGGUGGAAUACAAAACACGCCAGAUCUCUGUGAUGCAAGCUGGGUGCUUUACAAGAGCACGUAAAAAAGGACUUUUUUUUUUUCCCCCUUCCCAGAAAAUGAUGUCAUUGCAGUGAGUGGCUUAGGUUUGGGGAGCUUUCAUGUCAUAAUUAAAAGCGGAACAUACAUGAACACAUGCAACGUUCGAAGAGCUUGGAAACGAGCUGAAUUAUGAGCAUUUCGGUGCUUACUGCAGCCUCUGUGAGGAGGAGACUGUAAAGCAAACGCACGGAAAUUGAGAAACGCAGACACAAGGAGGAGGCAUGAGUGUGCAUGCUGAUUGGGAUGAGAGUGCGUGGAGCCGCUGAGCUGCAGAACUUCCGAAUCCAGCAGAUGGGAAAGUCCACGUCCUGGCUUUGUGAUGAUCCGUGGGAGCAACAUGCAACUCGCGCCGCUGCCUCGCACUGCUGCAGUGGAGGAGUAAAUGCAGAGCCCGACACUGCUCCAGGUGAUCCACAGCAGCCCAGCAGACUGCUCCCUCCUCAGCCUUCCCUCUCCUCUUCUUCCUCCUUCUCCUUCUUUACCUCCACCUUUUCCCUCCUCCACCUUUUCCUCCACCUCCUUCUCUUCUUCCUCCUCCUAUGUCAGCGCUCCUUUCUUCUGUGGGCUUUGGAAAAGAUAAGAAAGGAACAGAAAAAAACCACACACACAGAGGAGGAAUCCUGCUUUCCCCCGCUGAUCUCAAAUGAGACACACCUCUGCAUGACUAUCAGCCGCUUCCCUGUCAUCGUGUGAAGACGCGCCGCAUAUGUGCUCCAAUGUCUCUGGAACAUAGAGCUGCUGCAAGACCAGAAGUUUACAUCUUGGUCCCCUCCUCGGAAGGUAAAUGAAGGCAGACGUCUCCCCCCUGCCAGGAACAUGAAGGGCUUAUCGGGCAGUCGUUCCCAGCACCAUAUCCCUUUACCUCAUGGUUUUGACUACGAUCCCCACAUCCACGAUUUCCAUGGCCACCAUGGCUCCGAGUCCCGCCACCCAUCAUACCUGCUCAGUCCCACUGAGAGCUGCCCCGUGGACUUCCACCACCGGUACUCGCCCCGAAGCUCCAUCCACUCUGACUGCAUGAUGAUGUCCCCUGUCAUGAUGCCCCCACCUGCCGCAUCAGACCACAUCUCCAGCAGCACCUUCCCCAGAAUGCACUACAGCUCUCAGUAUUACGACUCAGCCACCCGGGAAGACUGCGCUGCCAUCACGGCCUCCGCCACCUCGCCGACUGUCACUGCUGCGGCAGCCGCUGCUGCUGCCUCCUCCCACCACGCCGGCACCAAAAGCAAUCGACUUCCAGCUAACCUGCUAGACCAGUUUGAGAAACAACUGCCACUUCACCGCGAUGGCUUCCACACGCUACAGUACCAGCGCACGUCCACAACCACCGAGCAACGCAGCGAGAGUCCCGGCCGCAUUAGACACCUCGUUCAUUCGGUUCAGAAACUCUUCACCAAGUCCCACUCUUUGGAGGGGUCAUCCAAGAUGAAUGGCACAAAAGGUGAUAUAGGAGGUGGAGCAGGGUCAUAUUACCAUCAUGGCCACCACUCCACCAGACACGGCAGCAAGAGGAGCAAAAGUAAAGAACGUAAGCACCGCUCUGGAGGUUGGUGGAGCUCUGAUGACAACUUGGACAGUGACAGCACCUACCGCACACCGAGUGUAAUGUCGAGACACCACGGGGAACAUGUCAGCCACUGCUACCCAGAAUCCAUGCACAGCCACCACUUUGGAGAAAUGUCGCUCAAGGGCUCCAAGAGUAACAACGAUGUCAAGUGCUCAGCCUGUGAAAGCAUGGCCAUGGCACCUGAGGGAAAAUUCAUGAAGAGGAGCUCCUGGUCGACACUCACAGUCAGCCAAGCCAAGGAGGCCUAUAGGAAGUCAUCACUUAAUCUGGACAAACCCAUGAUGCACACCGACCUCAAAACGUCUUCACGAGCAUGUCACUACCUUCAGGUACCCCAAGAUGAGUGGAGCGGUUACCCCGGUGACAAAGACGAGGAGAUUCCAUGUCGCCGCAUGCGGAGCAGUAGCUACGUCAAAGCUAUGGGAGAGCUGGAGGAUGAAAGCGGAGACUCCGACACGAGUCCUAAGACUUCUCCACAGGCAGCCAUUCGUCCUGAUGCUCUUGUCCUUAAAUCAGCCAUGCAGAGACCCCAUUUAGACUCCCAAAGCCAGGGUUACCACUUGCAAACCAGAGAUUUGCGGCCCCACCCAAGUGUCACGCUGGAUCCUGCCACCUCCUUUCAUCCCCCUCCUUUUCGCUCUCGCAACCAGAGCUACAUGCGUGCCGUUAGCACCCUCAGUCAAGCUAGCUGCGUCAGCCAGGUGAGUGAGACUGAGAUCAAUGGCCAGUUUGAGUCAGUUUGCGAGUCCGUUUUUAGUGAAGUAGAAUCACAGGCCAUGGAGGCCUUGGACCUGCCUGGUUCGUUCCGCACUCGAAGCCACAGUUACCUCCGUGCAAUUCAGGCUGGUUAUUCCCAAGAUGACGACUGCUUGCCUUCAAUGACAUCCUCCACUGUCACUUCAACUCUCAGAUCCACAACAGGCGCCCGUAGUUUAGCUGGGGGGCGUAGGGAGUACGGUAGGUCUGGGAUUCAGUUUCGUCUCCCUACUUCAUGCAGUGUGGACCGUGCUCAGCCCCCUCCAGCGGUUUCAUAUCCUCCCAGUUACAAGAAGACCCCACCUCCUGUGCCCCCGCGCGCCACCACCAAGCCUCUUAUUUCUGUGACAGCCCAGAGCAGCACAGAGUCCACCCAGGAUGCCUACCCGGAAGGCAGGCAUUCGCGAGGAGGUCUGUGGACCACGGAUAGCCUUGGGCGCCCUAUCUACAGCUCCACGGACAGCCUGGACAGCACCAAGGCGGUCAACAUGGCCAUGGAAUCAGCGGCAGGCAAGAGGCAUGCGUUGGUGGGGAGUCACACCUCCGUCCAGACAUGUGACAAGGCGGUACUGGUAUCAAAGGCUGAGGAGUACCUCAAAACCCCACGUUCUUCUAUUGGUAUACAGGUGGAGACUGUGGCAGACUCUGAGGCUGACAGUAAAGGCCUUCCUCAGUUUCACUCCAUAGGGAUCCAGGUGGAAGACAGGAAAAGGCACGGGAGGUUCAAGCGCUCCAACAGUGUCACCACGGCGGUGCAAGCAGACUUGGAGCUGGAAGGCUUUCCUUCCAUGGAGGACAAAGGCCUGCAGUUCGGUGGCGCCUUCGGACGCCACUCUGAGCCCAGCACACCAACUCAGUAUGGAGCCAUCCGAACUGUCCGCACGCAGGGUCUUUUCAGCUAUAGGGAGGACUACCGGCCUUCCAGUGGGCGAUCCAGCCCCCAGCCCGAACCCUGGUUGGUGGAACCCAGCCUGGAGAGCACCGACUCAGGCCGAGUAUCCCCCCUCCGGAGGGACGGCAGCUGGUUCAUGCAACUCCUUCACAACGAAACAAAGAGGCUUGAGGAAUGGUGCAAAGAGAUGGAAAGAGAAGCAGAGGAACAUGACCUGUCAGAGGAGAUCCUAGGGAAAAUCCGGAGUGCAGUUGGAAGUGCUCAGCUACUAAUGUCUCAAAAGUUUCAGCAAUUUUACUGGUUGUGCCAACAGAAUCUGGACCCCAGUGCCAUGCCUCGACCCACAUCUCAGGACCUGGCUGGAUUCUGGGACCUUUUGCAGCUUACCAUUGAUGACGUCACUGCCAAGUUUGAUGAGCUGGAGCAGAUCAAGAGCAACCAGUGGCAGCUGGUGGAGAGCCCCGAAAAGAAGGAGCAAAAGUGGCCCCCUCCUCUGCCAAAGAGGCCAGCCAGGGGCCGUGGUGGUGUGAUGAGGGAGCGCUCUCUCGACCUCCAGGACCGCCAGCGACAGGAAGCCCGCAGACGCCUCAUGGCUGCCAAACGAGCAGCUUCUUUCAGACAGAACUCAGCCACGGAGAGGGCGGACAGCAUUGAGAUCUACAUCCCAGAGGCCCAAACGCGGCUUUGAGGUCCACACAAUCCUCCUUAGCUCCUGUAGUCCAUCUCCAUCUGACACCAGCAGGUCGCGGCACAACAUCUGCCCUCUGUCUCCUGUUUGCUGAAUCUUUUUUACAUGCUGUCCUGGCUGUCCCUGAAAAGAAAGUACACUGGGCAAAGAUUUUAACACAAAAUGUUGCCCUCCCCCUUUUUUUUUUAUCUGCAUAAAUGACAACAGUGAUGAAUGAUAAAAUGCACGGGAGUCUGAUUUUUUUACCACGUUUUUAAACCCCAACAAUCUGGGGGAGAAAAAAAUGAUACAGCAAACAAUUUUUUUCAGUUUUCAUUUGAUAUUCCUCAGCUAAAAGUCGCCCAGCGCCAGCCAAACAUUAUAAAUACAGAGGCUGUUAAUGUCCACAAGAUCUACCUUUGCCAAGUGUAUCUUAAAGAUCACAGGGGCAUUUGCCAAUGGCUGAGAACGAGCUGACAUAAAGUAAAACAACAGCUGCCCGAAUUAAAUCAGUUUUAAGACUUAUUUUGGCCUUUUUGGUCCAUCUAAAUUGUUGCUGUUUCCGAACUGUGUCAAAGGACGAAAACACUUUUUUUCCCCCCUUUCAAAGAAACAAACCGCUACUUUUCCCUGCUCGCAACAACGGUCUGUGGCUAAAGCACCCUGUGUGAUUCGUUACCAUAUUAUUUCUUUGCAGUAUAAUUUUAAAUUUCUUUGCUUUUUCUUUAUUUUAUUUUUUUUUUAAUAAGGUGAAAACCUGAAGAAAAGUUUGACUUUUUAAAAUAAAGCGUUCAAUUUGCCAUGGUUGAUGUGGCAAAUACUUGACAUAUUUUUCUUUGAUCGUCCUUUAAUCAGUCGUGCUGCAGCCAUUAACCAUUGUUGCUGGCUAGGAUUUAAAAAAAAUAAUAGAAUAACACUAAAGAAUCCAUCCAAAAAUCAUUUCCAUCCCUGCAAUACCAUUCAGUCUUAGGACUUUUUUAAAGAUGUGUGAAUUACUACUAGCUGCUGUCCACAUUUCCACUGCAGAACAAAUAUGAAUUAUUAACAAAAA
This is a messenger RNA of Poecilia latipinna (sailfin molly), 5617 nucleotides long. Its product is annotated as disks large-associated protein 2-like. Gene Ontology annotation, cellular component: postsynaptic specialization; glutamatergic synapse. The record is from RefSeq and is a predicted model, not a curated record. Gene Ontology annotation, molecular function: molecular adaptor activity. Gene Ontology annotation, biological process: signaling. Lineage: Eukaryota; Metazoa; Chordata; Actinopteri; Cyprinodontiformes; Poeciliidae. The transcript has 13 exons. Bases 1501 to 4587 code for a protein of 1028 amino acids.